Leptopilina boulardi is the source of this 4128-nucleotide messenger RNA. RefSeq lists its product as uncharacterized. The record is from RefSeq and is a predicted model, not a curated record. The transcript is spliced from 2 exons. Lineage: Eukaryota; Metazoa; Arthropoda; Insecta; Hymenoptera; Figitidae. The coding region runs from base 181 to 3579 and encodes 1132 amino acids.
AAAAAAUGUAAUAAACAAAAUAUAUAGUUGAUAUCCAACUCAAAAAAAAAACGGUAUUAGUUUAGAAAAACAUUUAAAAAUUUGUUACAAAUUAUUAUUUUGAGAUUUUUCCAAAUUCCGAUGCAAAACAACUAAGGCAUCAGAAAAUAAAUAUUAACAGAAGAAAAAAGGAUUAGGAAAAUGGAUAUUUCUGCAUUUAUCUCUCCACUACAGGCAGUUCAUGUUCUUUCCAUAUUUAAUUAUCUAAACACUCUCAGCGAUGUUCUUUAUGCGGAAAAUUUUUUGAAUGAUCACGAUCAACACAAACCAAUUCCAGUUAUCAAUGCCAUGUAUCAUUAUAUUCUAAAAGAAAACAAUUCUGGACAAAUUGAUAUUCAUUACCGAAAGUGUCACUUGACAAGACAACUAAUAAACGGAACUGAUUUGUACGGGGCAAAAGAACACGAAAUACCCGAUCCUUAUUACAUCGACAUGCUGUUCAAUCACAUUGUUAAUAAUCUGGUUUUUGAUAGAUUCACCAAUGUUUUUGGAUUUAUUGCCGAAGUUGCCAGAAAUACAGAAAGCGAUUCGUUACUUCAAUUGUUGAAUAAUUUAAAAGAAACACUAGCUUCAUUAAAAUACGAAAACGAAUACGGUGAUGAUUCACAACUUGAUCCUAAUGUUGUUGAUCAAAUUUUCAUCGAAUUAAUCGAACCACUAUUUCCGCGUCCUAAAAAUUUAUCACUACAAUUCACAUCCAUUGAUUAUAUUUACGCACAAGCUGGAAAAAUGUUUCUAAAACUCGAUCAUAGCGACACGAUAGUUGAUCCGGUAUUAAUUCAAGUUAAUUUGACAAAAGACAUUGAGAAACAAUAUCAAGAAUUCAUUGAAAUUGCCCACUUUGUUGAACAAUUGAUACUAUCAGAAAAAGUCGAUAAAACAGCUUUGAAAAUUUUUGCCCUACCUGCAUUUAUUAAUUAUGUUUAUAAAGAAAAAGAAAAUUUACAAUCAACAAAAACUGUUGCCAUUUUGAGUAGUCCUAAUCAUUGGAAACAGGCGUUUAAACUUCUUUUUACCUAUGUGAAUGAUGCAUUUUUAUCAAUGACUACAAAACAGGAAAAGGAUUAUAGAUAUCAAUUUUAUUUAGCACUAUCAAACUACAAGAAUCGUAGCACAUUAGCAAGGGAGAUAAUCGAAAUGAAUUGUGUCUUACUAGAAACAAAAAUAGAACAAGAAAUAAUCGACUAUGAAAAUAAUCCAGAAGAUUACAAAUGUUCCAUUUCUGAACAGCUUCUACCUGAUCUUAACAGUGUUUAUCAUGAUUUAAUUAACAAUAUUACGAAAAAAUACAAUAUUUAUGAACGGGAAUCAAUAAAAUCGGUUUUUGGUGAUAAUUUCAUAAAACAAAUGGACAAUACAAGUGUUGUUAUAACCAAAGGAUUCAUCAGUUACAUUUAUUUUGGAUUUUUAUCCAUUACAGCAAAUUCCGUGCAAUUAGUAAACGCAUCUCAUGAUUUAUUACAGUUCUACUAUCCAAAAGCAGAAAAAUACGAAUACUAUGCACUAAUUCGUAAAGGUUACCACGUUUCCCUAAUAAGAGAAACCGAUAAUCCAAAAUUAUUCCGCAAAUCUCUGGGUUUAGACGAAGACCAAACCCUACAUGAUCGAAAUUUUCCAAUUGUAAUGAAAUCAAAGGAGGAAAAAUUUGAUCAACUUCUAGUAACAAUUUCCCAAGAACGUUCAGAAUCAUUUAAAAAAUCAAUGGAAUCAAUGGGAUACGAUGAAACAAAAAAAGAAUGGUGGACAAAUUUUGCCCUAUCACUCAUUCCAUUUUACACAUGCAUUAAAGAUAUUAAGGAAAAAAAUAUCGACGAAGCAAAAUUUGUAUGUCCACUUGAUGCAUUAUUUUUUAUUCCAGUUGCUGAGGAAAUUGGACUAUUUGUUAAAGAAGCUGUUGUAAUUGCUGAAAAAGCAGUAGUAUCAUUAACAGAAACAACCAUACGAACAGUAAUGUUACGAUCAUCAUUGCGUACAAUGUUGCAAAUCACCGAAAAAUCUCUAAUCGAAGAAUUUGAUCGUUUCGCAGAAUUAUUCCCGAGAAAAUUAUUCAAUUUAGGAAUUAGCAUAAUUCGUUUCUUCGAUCCUGGAUUUGAACUUGCGUUCACAAUUGGAAAAAGUGGAUUAAGUUCUAUUAAAUCGUUACUAAUACAAGCGGAAAGAAAAUUUUCCCUUGCAUCUCAAAUAGUUAAAUCAAGAUUAACAAGAGCAGAAUAUACUAUAAAUCAUUUCGCUACAAAACUAAUGCAAAAAUUCCAAAAAGACGUAUACCUAACUUCUAUUUUUAGCCCAGACGUUGGUUAUGGUUACAAAUAUAUUCCGCUGAAAAAUAAAAUCGCCGAAAUUAGAACCAUAUAUCCAUUUAAAAAGGAAUUGCCUCUAAUUUCUAAUUUUCAAUCAGAUUCCGAAUUGAAAAUAUACAAUAAAGUUAAUUUUGAAUCAGAAACAAUAGGCGAUGAAUAUUUUAUCGAAGAAGAAGGUAUCGUAACUGAGGAAAAAUAUUUCGAGAUAAACAUCUUUAAUGAUGAAACUGAUGCAAUAGUUGAAGGUGGUAAAGUUACAGCAAAAUUGCUGCAAACUUUUAAAUCAAGGGAAAUUCUCCAAAAAGCUGUUGAUUUUGCCCUACAGGAGGGUAAACUACCAGAAAUGGAAAUUCGUAACGAAUUGAAAAAAUAUAUAUUCCCAGAGGCGGAAAAAAUGGAAAUGAAUUUUGUUCGCGAUUGGAUGAAUCAUCCGGAACUAAAACCACCUAAUUGGGCCGAAAAAUAUAAACUCGACGAUCCAGAUCUUUUUUUUCAAUUAAAAUACAAAGAAACAAUGGAUACACCACAAUUAGGGAUUGACGAUGCAAUGGUAAAAAUUAAUACUCUCUAUUCACAAAAGGAUAUCAUCCAAGAAUUACCGAUUGAGGAUUUACUGAACGAUUUUAAAGAAACAAAUGCCUAUAAUUCGGCAAGAUUUGAAGAUUACUAUGCACUAAGAUGGUACGGUGGUAGUGGAUACAAAAAAAUGUCAGGCACCACACACGAAGCAAGACGAAUGAAAAAUGCUAUUUACAAAUUAGCAAUUAGACAAUCGGAGAAUCCUGAUGAAGAAUUUGCUGUAAAAUUAUUCCGUGGUGAAGGUAGAAUUCCAGAAGCAAUUGAGAGGGAAAUAUUGAAUUUGAAUGGAAAUUUUGAAUUCACGCGUUUUACAUCAACGUCAACUGAUGUUAAUACAGCGAUUACAUAUUCUUUAAAGGGACAUCCAUCGGAUACAAGAGUUAUGUACGAAAUGACAUUUAGAAAUCCAAUUGUCAGAGCAAGGGUCGAGGAUCUUUUUCUCCUUACCGAAAAGGAGACUAUUCUACUACCGGGUACUAAAUUUCGUAUUGAUAAAAUUGAAAGAUACAUUGAUGAAUUAGAAUCGGGUGUUGAGCAAAAUUGUAUAAAAAUUGAAAUGACGCAUAUUGACGAACCAAAGGAAUUAAGACAGAAGGAGAUUAUGCAUGAAAUUAAUAAAUUACAGAAUUCUGAUACUGUUUUCUAUCCGGAGGAUCUAUAAUAUGGGACAUUAUUCCUACUCUCGGUCAUUUAGACCCUAUAUUUCGUUUCCAGUUACUUUUUUAUUCCAUUUUAGAUUCUAUUUACUUUUCUCCUACUUUUUCUUCUAUUUUUCACCUCCAUCAAAUUGACUUCGAAGCUCAGCGCCAAAAAUUAUUUUUCACAGUACUAAAAAAUGGCAAAUUUUUUUUUUUUUUAGUUUUUCAAUUCAAAUAAUACCAUGAAAAAUAUAACUUUUCCAAGGUAUUAGCGAAAACUAUUUUAAAAAAUAAUUUAAUAUUUUUUUGAUACGUGAAAAAUAAUUUUCGACGCUGAGCUCUCGUCGACGCCAAUUUUGUGAAGGUUAUUUUUCACGCUCUUUAAUUUCAUUUAAAAAAUUCAUCUUACUCCAGCAUCCACUCCCCAUUUCUCAUAUACCUCAAAAAUAAUUAUAAUAAAAAAAAAUUAUAAUUUAAGUUCCGUUAGUCCCACACUCGGUCAUUUAGACCAAGGACUUUUUUUACGGCAUUUUAUGUACAAUUGUUUUAUAAUAAAACAAAAAUACAAAUAA